CGAUCUUAAUUGUUGAAUUAUUAUGUUUAUUCUUGUGCUACAAUGGAGUACCACUCAGCGUCAAUGCUGAGCGGAUAGCGUUGUUUUCUUUUGCUGUCCGUAGGUGAUCAGACAGAUGAACCUAGAGCCGAUCCCAGAGGGCAUUGAGGAGGAGAUGUACGAUGGCGUGGCUGUCUCUUUAAUCUGUUGAUUAUGCUUUAUUUAAUUAACUUUAAUGCUUAUUACGUUUUCGGGCAAGAUCCCAAGUUGUUUGACUUUAAAAAGGCUUCCGCAUUAUUUUAAAUUACUCCGAUGGAUUUUUAUAUGUAUUGAUAGAACGUGAAACAUUAGAAGACGAUGGAUCAAGUAGUCCCGCACCAGUUGAUCAUUAUGCUGAUGAUGAUGAAGUACUGGUGGAGGAGCAGCUGGACCGUCCACGGAGGAACGGUCAGCCGGAAGAAGGUGGAAAAGCAGCUGAGCUACCGGCGGUCGACCCGAUGGACCGUUCUGAUGUCCACGGUCGACCGCCAUCGAGGCAGAAAGGUGGAACCCUGGGAGAUCAACCAACGGUCGACUCGGUGGACCGUUCUGAGAGACACGGUGGACCGUCCGCGGGGGCAGAGAGACAGACUUCAGGGAGAUGAAGAAACGGUCGACCGUGAUGACAACAACGGUCGACCGUCCCCAAGGCAGAAAGGAGGCAGUGAGGAACCAUCACAGACGGUCGAUCCCGUGGACCGUUCCACGGAUGGUGGUCGACCGUCCUCAUCCCAACAACCAACAGAAACCUUGGGGCGUGGUCAACGGGAAAGGAGGCCAAAUGUGAGGCUUGCGGACUAUGUCACACAUGUGGCCUGUCCACUUACUGAGGGAAAUCGUGCUAGCCACGGUAAUUCUCGACCGUCUCCCUCCUUCCCAUUAACAACUGGUGCUUUCAGAUACCUGAAGGCUGGGCAGCCUUCAGGUAUCUCCACGCCAGCUCACACAAACCCGCCCAAACCACCAGACAACCGGGCUGUCAAUUCCUUACCCGUCGUACGGUUAACCAACGCUGAAAAGGCCGAACGAGGGAAGAAAGGUCUGUGUUGGUUCUGCGAGGAAAAAUGGGAUCCCACUCAUCACUGCAAACGUCGUUUUCUCGCUCUUAUGGGGCCGGAUGAUGAGGACAUGGCGGCCGGUGCGGAACCCGACGAGCACCCUAUCACGGAGGAUUUGGUUAUUACGGGUGAUAUCUCAAGUUUGCACUCUUUGGCAGGGAGUCCUAGCCCACGUUCCCUCCGCCUUACCGGUAACAUUAACAAUUCCCCGGUGCAUGUUUUGUUGGACGGUGGUAGCACCCAUAAUUUCAUUCACCCCACCGUUGCAGAGAAGCUUUCACUAGUGCUGUAUCCUGUACCGCCCUUUCGAGUCUACGUCGGAAACGGGGAGUCCCUUCGGUGCUCAUAUUCUUGCCCCCAAACUGCCGUCGCAUUGCAAGGCCACAUAUUUGCAAUCGACCUCUAUCUACUGGAGAUCCAUGGGCCGGAAGUGGUGCUAGGCGUACAAUGGCUCCAAACUCUUGGCAAGGUUUCUCAUGACUACGCUAAUCUUACCAUGGAAUUCACUUGGAAUGGGGCGACAGUACAACUCCGGGGUGAUGCCCCAGCCCCCAAGCCGAUCUCCUAUGGGCAUUUAUGUUCUUUGGUGGCGACCCAGCAGCCGCUAGAAUUCUACGAGCUAGUGCCAGCACCUCCGGACACCCUCCCAGCCUCGGCAGCCCCAGAGUUCCCUUCGGACGUGCCGGCCUCUAUCACCACGAUUCUGCAGACCCAUGCUGCUAUUUUUGCCACUCCCACGACCUUACCUCCGGCACGAGACACAGCCUAUCACCCACAAACCGACGGUCAGACGGAGGUGACAAACAGAGGGCUUGAACAAUACUUACGAGCAUUCACUUUCGACCGGCCGACAAAGUGGGCAGCCCUCCUCCCGUGGGCUGAACUAGCUCUCAAUUGUAGCCGGCAUGAGGGCCUCAAAGUUUCUCCCUUUCAAGCUCUCUACGGACGUGAACCACCACACGUGUUUGCUACCCCCUCCGUCCGCUCCAAAGUGCCCGUUAUUGAGGAAAUUCUUAUUGAAAGAGCAGUUGUUUUGGAGGAAUUGAAGGACAACCUUCGGAGAGUGCAGCAGCGUAUGCGGGCUUCUGCCAAUAUGCAUCGUCGGGACGUAUCCUUUCAGGUAGGUGAUUUGGUCCUCCUCAAGCUCCAACCAUAUCGUCAACACUCCGUUGCCAAACCUAAGUCUGCAAAGCUCGCCCGGCGCUAUUACGGCCCUUUCGAAGUUGUGGAGCGUGUGGGACAGGUAGCUUAUCGCCUGCGCCUGCCCGAGGGGUGUCGCAUCCAUGAUGUUUUUCACGUCUCUCUCCUACGGCCGUUCGUGACUCCGGCCACCGGCGUACCCACCCCAACAUGGCCAGAAGAAUUUGUCCAGAAUCACCCCCUCUCGGUUCCAGUGGCAGCCCUGCGCAGUCGCACCAUACUCGUCGACGGCGAUCCUCAAGAGCAAUGGUUAAUUCGACGGUCCGACGACACCGACGAUGACUCCACGUGGGAACCAGUACAUAUGCUCCGAGACCAUUUUCCAACUCUCCGCCUUGAGGACAAGGCGAAUUCCGACAGCGGGGGAGUUGAUACGGGCCUAGAACAUGCAACCCAUAAUGUAGACGAAGAACCCGAAGAACCCGAGUCCCCAAGGGUAAAAAACAAAAUGCAUGCUAAAUUUGGGGUUUUCUUGUUCCUCACCGUAUCCUUAUUUACUAUUCUGACGCCGCCCCAAGUGGCGGCAGAGUAUGUGCCGCCACCGGCGAACCUUGUGGUUGGGAGCGGACCCGGAAACAUCCGGACCAUAACGGAGGCCAUCGCCAUUGCGGCCCAAACGAGGGAUUGGCGCCAAAGGUUUGUUAUUAAAAUAAUGGCCGGAGUUUACAAUGAGAAUGUCGUUAUCGACUCUUUUCUCCCGGACCUCACUCUGGUCGGAGAGGGGAAGGGCGUGACUAUAAUCACCGGCCAACGGAGCGUUUAUGGCUUUGGCGGCGGAUCGACGUUCCACACCGCAACCUUUGCUGUUGAUGCCAUUGGGUUUGUAGCUUGGGGCAUAACAUUCCAGAACACGGCUGGUCGAGACAAAGGACCAGCGGUGGCCGUUCGGGUAAGGGCGGAUCAAGUUGCGUUCCACGAGUGCUCCAUCGAAGGCUACCAAGACACGCUCUACCUCUUCGAAGGGCGACAGUUCUACAAAAAAUGCGACAUCUACGGCACAAUCGAUUUCAUCUUUGGAAACGGCAAAGCCGUGUUCCAGGACUGCAACAUCUACGCGAGGAACCCCGGCCUCUACAAGGACGUUGUGAUCACGGCGUCGAAGCGCGAGGGGCCUACGGAGGACACGGGGAUCGUGAUACAGAGCUCGUGGGUGACGACGGAUCCCGCAGAGGACCUAAGGGGGACGGAGGCAUACUUGGGGAGGCCGUGGGGGACGCAGUCACGCACCGUUUUUAUCGAGACUACGAUCGAUUCUUUCAUAAAUCCGGCAGGGUGGGAGUGGUGGGACGGCAGGCAUCCAUCUUUAACGAGCCGCGUCUACUAUGCGGAGUAUGGGAACAAGGGGCCCGGUUCGGGGACGGCGGGGAGAGUGAGGUGGGAUGGGUUCCACCAGCUCACUACGCCGGGGGAAGUUUUGCCGUUCACCGUCGGCGUGUUUCUUGACGGCGACUCUUGGUUGCCCUUUGCCGGUGUGCCUUACCGAUCCGGUCUCUAAUCUAAUCUGAUCUAGGCAAUGUCUUUUUUCUUGUAAAAAUUGCUCUAAGACUCCAAAAUACUCUCUCCCUCUUGUAUCUUUGGAAAAAUCAUCUCGCAUGUAUGCGAGUUUUGGUCACCGUUAAGAAACUAACGGCCACUUA
Molecule: messenger RNA, 3913 nt
Organism: Cuscuta campestris
Lineage: Eukaryota; Viridiplantae; Streptophyta; Magnoliopsida; Solanales; Convolvulaceae
Source: the annotation of a GenBank genome assembly